This is a messenger RNA of Brachypodium distachyon (stiff brome), 2573 nucleotides long. RefSeq names its product DEAD-box ATP-dependent RNA helicase 14. The record is from RefSeq and is a predicted model, not a curated record. Lineage: Eukaryota; Viridiplantae; Streptophyta; Magnoliopsida; Poales; Poaceae. Gene Ontology annotation, cellular component: cytoplasm; nucleus; ribonucleoprotein complex. The transcript is spliced from 14 exons. Gene Ontology annotation, molecular function: RNA helicase activity; ATP binding; protein binding. Bases 141 to 2165 code for a protein of 674 amino acids.
UUCCGAAAGAGGAACAGAGGGGAAAUAGGGCCACCCUUCCUCCGUCCUCCUCUCCGCCGCCGCCGCCGCCGAAGCAAUCCGCGUCCGCCAGCCAGCCCGCGCCGCCGAUCUCUAGGGUUCCGUCCGUCCGGUUGGGAGGAAUGGCGUCGUCGGCGGGCCCCCGCUACGCGCCGCCAGAUCCGACGCUGCCCAAGCCGUGGAGGGGCCUCAUCGACGGCACCACGGGUUACCUCUACUUCUGGAACCCGGAGACCAAGGCCGUCCAGUACGACCGCCCCACCGGUCCGCCGCCCCCGGCCCCUGCUCCGCUCCCGGCCCCCGUCGCGCAGCCUGCCUACCCCGAGGAGAGGGCCAGGAACCGAGACGCUCCCGAGCCGCAAGCGCAAGCUGCGGCGAGCCGCCUGCAGAGUGCGCCUGCUGAUCAUUUAGAGCGGCGCUCCGAAGCUGCAGGAAACCGCGUGCAGAAUGUGCCCUUUGCUGAUCACAAGCCCAGGAGCGAUCCUUCUUUGGAGCCACGCUAUUCAGGUGGAGUGCACCACACAGCUGUGACAUCAACUAACCAAGUUUCACAGGCUGCCAAUGGAAACCACAUCUCGCCAGAAGCAUACCGUGCUAAGCAUGAGAUUACUAUUAUUGGAAAUGAAUCUCCAGCGCCAUUCAUGACGUUUCAGUCCACAUGCUUCCCUCCUGAGAUUCUAAGGGAGGUGCAGCAAGCAGGAUUUUCAGCACCAAGUCCUAUCCAAGCUCAAUCAUGGCCGAUUACUCUAAAGGGUCGUGAUAUUGUAGCUGUGGCAAAGACAGGUUCUGGAAAAACUCUGGGUUAUCUACUUCCAGGGUUCAUUCUUGUUAAGAACCUACGUAACAAUUCAAGGGAUGGUCCGACUGUGUUAGUUCUGUCUCCAACCAGGGAAUUGGCAACCCAGAUUCAAGAUGAAGCAGUCAAGUUUGGUAGAUCAUCAAGAAUAUCAUCUACUUGUCUAUAUGGUGGUGCUCCAAAAGGCCCUCAGCUAAGGGAUUUGGAGCGUGGUGCUGACAUUGUUGUUGCAACUCCUGGAAGAUUGAAUGACAUUUUAGAAAUGCGAAAAGUGAGCCUGCAUCAAGUAGCAUAUCUUGUUCUUGAUGAAGCUGACCGAAUGCUUGAUAUGGGAUUUGAGCCACAAAUAAGGAAAAUUGUGAAACAAGUACAACCUAAACGGCAAACUCUUAUGUUCACUGCCACUUGGCCAAAGGAAGUGAGGAAAAUAGCCUCAGAUUUGCUGACUAACCCAGUCCAAGUUAACAUUGGGAACACUGAUCAGCUGGUUGCAAAUAAGUCAAUCACUCAGUAUGUGGAAGUUAUCUCACCUAUGGAGAAACAGAGACGACUUGAUCAGAUCUUGCGAUCACAGGAGCCUGGAUCCAGAAUCAUAAUCUUUUGUUCCACUAAGAGGAUGUGUGAUCAGCUGUCCCGGAACUUAUCUCGGCAGUAUGGGGCUUCUGCUAUUCAUGGUGAUAAAUCACAGGCUGAGAGGGACUCUGUUUUGAGUGAAUUUCGAAAUGGCAGGUGCCCAAUUCUUGUAGCCACUGAUGUGGCUGCUCGAGGCUUAGACGUAAAGGAUAUCAGAGUUGUGGUUAACUAUGAUUUCCCAACGGGUGUUGAGGACUAUGUCCAUAGGAUUGGGCGAACAGGUAGGGCUGGUGCGACUGGACUUGCAUAUACAUUCUUCUGUGAUCAGGAUUCGAAAUAUGCUUCGGAUCUUGUGAAGAUUUUGGAGGGUGCAAACCAAUCAGUUUCGCAACAGUUGCGAGAUAUGGCUUCCCGUGGAGGUUAUGGUAGCAGGCCACCACGGCGUUGGGCAUCAUCUAAUGAUUCCUAUGGUGGUCAGGGAUCUUUUGGCAGCCAUUCUAGGGAUGGUUCAAGCUUUCAAUCUAGUGCCUAUAACAGCAGCAGUGGCAAUACAUUUGGCAGUACUCCUAGCUUCCAUUCCAGCAGCAGUAACAACAAUCAGUCCAGUGGCAACCCAAGCUUCCCUGCCAGUGGCGGCAACAAUCAAAGUGGUGAUGGUCUCAGCUUUCAUGAAAGAUUCUAUAGCUCUCGAGGUGCUGAUCAGAACAGAACAAGCAAUGACGGCUUCCGGGCUAGGAGCAGGAGUCCUCCCAAGGCUGUGGGAGUCUCCAACUGGUAAAUGUCAAGAUGCGACCUGGCAAUCAUGAUGGUGACGAAAUUAGGUGGAGUUUGGAAUUGGUUUUCUAACCAAAUUAUAGUAUCUCUUGUGCUCGCUGAAGCAAAGAAUGUCCUGGGAUCCCCCUGACAUAGCUUGUUAGUCUUUUGCUCUGUUGAUGCGGUGCCUGGGAGGCACUUUAUAUUGUCGGUAUGCCGGUGUUAGUACUUGGUGAAACCUUGAACCUUGGGACUUCUUUGCUAUUUAUACCCUGGUAGUGUUUUAUAAUCCUCGGAAACGAACCUCCUGAGACGUGAAUUUUGGGCCGUACCAUGUAAGUUAUGUUUGACUGGUGUAAAUGCUCUCAGCCUCAGGGUGGCUAGAUGUUGGACCGGAUGACCUAUGCUUUACAUGUGCUGAACUUCUGAACAA